Messenger RNA from Gymnogyps californianus (California condor), 1282 nucleotides. RefSeq names its product DIRAS family GTPase 3 (gene DIRAS3). Bases 148 to 744 code for a protein of 198 amino acids. Gene Ontology annotation, cellular component: plasma membrane. NCBI's taxonomy places the organism in Eukaryota, Metazoa, Chordata, Aves, Accipitriformes, Cathartidae. Gene Ontology annotation, biological process: signal transduction. The transcript is spliced from 2 exons. Gene Ontology annotation, molecular function: GTPase activity; GDP binding; GTP binding. The record is from RefSeq and is a predicted model, not a curated record.
UCCCCGCUGCGGGUAAGGCGAUUUUAGUCUCGUUUCGCUGGACGGUGGAGCUGAUGGCUACGGGCCACCUCUGUAUAGGGGUGUGUAAACUUGAAGAACUCAGGCUUUUUCAGUUAAAACCUUCACUUGUAUCGCAGCGCAGCAAACAUGCCUGAACAGAGCAAUGAUUACAGGGUGGUUGUGUUUGGAGCAGCAGGGGUUGGCAAAAGCUCCUUGGUCCUUCGUUUUGUAAGGGGAACUUUCAGGGAAACCUAUAUCCCCACAAUCGAAGAUACGUACCGGCAGGUAAUCAGCUGUGAUAAGAGCAUCUGCACCCUUCAGAUUACAGACACCACGGGAAGCCAUCAGUUCCCUGCUAUGCAGAGGCUGUCUAUAUCCAAAGGGCAUGCUUUCAUCUUGGUGUACUCUGUCACCAGCAGGCAGUCCAUGGAAGAUCUUCAGCCCAUCUUUGAACAGAUCUGUCAGAUUAAAGGGGACAUCCAAAAAAUCCCAAUCAUGUUGGUGGGUAACAAAAGCGACGAGACCCAGAGGGAGCUGGAUGCCAGCGAGGGGCAAGCGUUAGCCAGCAAGUGGAAGUGCUCCUUUAUGGAGACAUCAGCCAAAAUGAACUACAACGUGCAGGAGCUCUUCCAGGAGCUCUUGAAUCUGGAGAAGAGGAGAACUGUCAGUCUCCAGGUGGACGGAAAGAAAUCCAAGCAGCAGAAAAAGAAAGAUAAACUGCAAGGCAAGUGCUCUGUUAUGUGAUUGACUUUGGCUGGACUCGCACCACUGCAUGGUGUAAUCGGAACGUGGACUCCCGCAGAAAAUACCUUUCUGCUGGAGGUUUCAGACGAAUCCAUGCCUUCUAGGGCUAUUGCUUUUCUCUAAAGUCUCCGCUGGAUUAUUUUAUGUGUUGGUGUUAAAGAGGAUGGCUUUCUGCAUGUUUAUUUUUUUUAAAACAAUAAAUGUUCAAUGUUAGCAAUUACAUGUGACUAGAAGUUUUUAAUGCAAGAAGUUGAGAGAAAAAUGUCAGUCAGAAACAAACGUCUCUCUUCCUGUGAGUACAUGCUAGGUUUUAAGUAUUUCCAGCCUAUUAGCUUGAAAGAAAUCAUAGUAUCUAUAAUGUGUAUCCUUCAAAAAUUGUUUCCAGGAAUCUAUUGACCAGAGCAAAUCUUUAACAAAGCUAGGCAUUUGCCCUGCAAAUGAGCGUAGAUGUGGCUCCAGAUGCUUACAUUUUUGGCAGACAGACUGGCUUGCCUACCAAAGACGCAGUUUUUCCAUGGUAGAAGUUAAGUUUUCCUGU